Molecule: messenger RNA, 1221 nt
Organism: Diabrotica virgifera virgifera (western corn rootworm)
Lineage: Eukaryota; Metazoa; Arthropoda; Insecta; Coleoptera; Chrysomelidae
Exons: 1
Coding region: 1-1221 (406 amino acids)
Source: RefSeq, a predicted model, not a curated record
AUGGAAAUCUUGCACGUCUUGGGUCAACCCUUUAGUGAUACAACUAUUGAGGCUUAUCAGUAUCACACUUAUCAACCAUAUACAUCAAAUUUAAACUAUAAUGAUGAAAUCAGAAUAAAUAUUCAAGAUCUAGAUGCUUAUACUUUACCAUGUAACAGUUACAUAAUAUGUAUAUUAUACAUAGAAGGAAAAAUGUUAACUGAUGACAAUAAAGUUCCUACAAAAUUUCAAUUUAUUAAUAACGGUAUUUCAUAUUUAUUUAGAGAAUUGAGGUAUGAGUUAAAUGGUGUUACAAUUGAUUCCGUACGAAAUAUUGGUUUAAUUUCAACUUUGAAAAACUACUUGUCGCUUAAUGAAAAUCAGAGUAAACUCUUACAAAAUGCUGGUGGGUUUCCAAAAGAAGAUAAGUUGAAGAUUGAUACGCAUGGUAAUUUUAAUGUAUGCAUACCAUUAAAAAUUUGGUCUGGCUUCUUUGAAGAUUUUCAAAAAAUUAUCAUUAAUAUGAGACAGGAAUUAGUCUUGAUACGAGAAAAAGAUGAUAUUGAUGCUAUUAUCGCUACAGAUGAAACAGAAAAACCAAAAAUUGAAAUUAAUAAACUUUAUUGGAAUGUACCUCAUAUUUUACCUAAUAUUAGCGAACAAUUGCGGCUAAACAAAAUAGUUCGUAGUAAUACGGAACUACCUAUAAAAUUUAGAAGUUGGGAAUUAAUUGAAUAUCCCACUUUAAAUAAUUCGACACGUCAUACUUGGCCAGUAAAAACAACUACAAAAUUAGAAAGUCCUCGGCAUAUUGUAGUAGCUUUCCAUGAUGGUCGAAAAGGAAAAAUGCUGAAAGAUAUGAGUAAAUUUGAUCACUGCAAUUUAACAAAUAUUCGUAUGUUCCUUAAUUCUGAACGAUAUCCUUAUCAAGAUCUCAACUUAGACUUUGACAGUAACCGUUUUGCAACAUUGUAUGAGAUGUUUGCUAAUUUCCAAGAAUCUUAUUAUCACCUUCAAACUAAUCAACCAAUAUUUAAUCCAGAGGAAUUUAAAAAUAAUGCCCCUAUAGUUCAUACUGACUGUUCAAGACAAAAAGAAAUUAUUCAAAGUGGUUCUGUUGUUCUGAGAAUAGAGUUUGAAACCAGUAAAUCUGUGGGAAAUAAUGUUUCCGCAUAUUGUCUAAUAUUACAUGAAAAAGAAUUCUCUUACAAUCCUUUAACCAAAAUUGUAAGACAACAGUAA